UUUUCGCAUAAUACAUCCAUCCUCUGUUUCUUCCAUUACAUUGCUGUAAUUGUUAUUGUUAUUAUUCUCGUUAUUGUUAUUGUUCUCGUUAUUAUGGGUCGUGUUAAACUUCAGAUAAAAAGGAUUGAGAACACUACCAAUCGUCAAGUUACCUUCUCCAAACGAAGAAAUGGACUCAUCAAGAAGGCUUAUGAACUGUCUAUUUUAUGUGACAUUGAUAUUGCCCUUAUUAUGUUCUCCCCUUCCGGCCGUCUGAGCCAUUUUUCUGGUAGAAAAAGAAUUGAGGAUGUAUUAAUGCGUUACAUUAAUCUCCCAGACCAUGACAGGGGAAACUUCGUUCAUAAUAAAGAGUACUUACUCAGCACUCUCAAAAAGCUCAAGACGGAAAAUGACAUUGCUCUUCAACUUGCCAACCCAGGAGCAUGUAACUCAAACUUGGAGGAUCUUCAGCAAGAAGUGAAUAACUUGCAACACCAGCUUCAGAUGGCUGAGGAUCAAUUAAGGAUUUAUGAACCGGAUCCAAUGGGCUUCACAUCAAUGGGAGAGCUUGAAUCGUGUGAGAAGAACCUCAUGGAUGCUUUAUCACACGUCUCUCAACGAAAGAAAUACUUGUUGAGCAAUCAUAUGUCGAGCUAUGACCCUGCAGGUGUUCAGAUUUUCUUGGAUACAAGUGAAGGGAUGCCAACGUCGUUUGAGGACAUGGGUUGGUUGCCAGAAAAUGGUCACAACCAAGCCCAAAUUUUCACUAGCUCUGACCCUUCUAAUACCAUUGCUGUGAGGCCAAAUCAUUCUUCAGCAAUACCAGGGACAACAAUAUAUGAAACAUUCACUCAUGAGCGAGGAGGGGGGAACGCCAUAAACGUUCCCAUGGAUCAGAAAAACAAUCAGAUGGGAGGGACAACAGCUGUUCAUCAACAACAUAAUCAACACCAACAUCAUCCUCAUCCUCAUGAUCAGACUGCAGGAGGAGGGAUUGGAGGACUUUCAACAUGGCAUCAGACUUACACUUCUAAUGAGCUUCUCGAUGCUUUUAUGCAAUCUAAUACCACCUCUUAUUCUUCUCUUAUCAAGCACGAAAUGGGAGGGGUACCUGCUGGUGUAGGAGGAGCAAUAUCUGAUAUUGUUACAGGACAGCAAGCAGAAGUGAUUUCUGCAACCAUGGGAUGUGGAGUAAUAGGAGGCGGUGUGGGAGUCGGAUGCAGUGAAGAUGCUUCUGCUGAUCAUUCCACCACCUCUGCAUCAAAUUUUGACCAUAAAAUUCCACAACUUAAUAUGCAAUGAUGCAAAUAUACUCCUAAAUCCUAAUAGUUUCUGUGAUACCCUUGUAUUACGAUUGUUGUAAGCCUUGUAACUUACUGGCCUACUGGCUGUUUCUAAAGGCGCAGCAGCCGUGUGCUUGUGAUUCUUUCCACUUAGUUAAAGCCCCUCCCCCCUCAAAAACAGGUGCAUGAUGCUUGACUAAAUGAUAUACUAGUGGGUAUAUUUAGCAUUUUGCAACUUAAUUGUAUAAAAUCAACAGUUGAAAAACUACCUAUCAAUACUUAAUGUACUUUAAUUAUAAAGGACUUUGUCACGGAUCUUUGA
Messenger RNA from Spinacia oleracea (spinach), 1584 nucleotides. RefSeq names its product agamous-like MADS-box protein AGL104. The transcript has 11 exons. Gene Ontology annotation, molecular function: RNA polymerase II transcription regulatory region sequence-specific DNA binding; protein dimerization activity. The record is from RefSeq and is a predicted model, not a curated record. NCBI's taxonomy places the organism in Eukaryota, Viridiplantae, Streptophyta, Magnoliopsida, Caryophyllales, Amaranthaceae. The coding region runs from base 94 to 1281 and encodes 395 amino acids. Gene Ontology annotation, biological process: positive regulation of transcription by RNA polymerase II.